Molecule: messenger RNA, 6835 nt
Organism: Pimephales promelas (fathead minnow)
Lineage: Eukaryota; Metazoa; Chordata; Actinopteri; Cypriniformes; Leuciscidae
Gene: myt1la
Product: myelin transcription factor 1-like, a
Biological process (GO): regulation of transcription by RNA polymerase II
Cellular component (GO): nucleus
Molecular function (GO): DNA-binding transcription factor activity, RNA polymerase II-specific; RNA polymerase II cis-regulatory region sequence-specific DNA binding; zinc ion binding
Source: RefSeq, a predicted model, not a curated record
UUCCCUGCUCCUCCACUCUCUCUCCCUCCAUCUCUCUAAGUGCUGGCGGAAUACCGAGCUCAGACAAAGAAAGCUCAGGAGAACAGACGGGAGAAGUGAAAGAGUGUGCUUUGAGGGACAGAAAAAGCAUUUUAAAGAGAAACAGAGAAAGACGGGUGCAGACUUUCAGACCUGCGGUGUGUGAGGAGACAGAGGGAGGGAGAGAGAAAGACAGUGUCGCCAUUUCAAGAGGAAGAUGUUCUAAUGCGUUCAUGAAGACAUCACUUUUGCAUUCCAACACACAGAGCUGCAGAGUAGCUGUCUGACAAAAAAAUGAGUUUUGAGGAACAGCUUUGAGGGACAAACAGCGGACAAUUCUGCCUAAUCGCACCACACAGGAGGCGCUCCUCAGAAAACACACCUGUCCCACCAUCAACCAGUAAAUCUCAGAUGGAGGUGGAUGCGGCCGAGAAGCGUCAUCGAACACGAUCUAAAGGUGUGCGAGGUACAGCGCACUCACAUGUUGCCGUGGAGGCUGCACAAGAGCUGUUCAGCUGUCCCACGCCUGGGUGUGAUGGUAGUGGACAUGUCAGCGGCAAAUAUGCCAGACACAGGAGUGUGUAUGGAUGCCCCUUGGCUAAGAAAAGGAAAACCCAAGAGAAACCUCUGCAGGAGCCAGCUUCCAAACGCCGUCCGUUUCUAACUAUGGCUGAUGGAGAGCCCGCCAUGUAUGAAAGCUAUGAGCCAGAGGCCAUGGAGGAGGGAGAAGAGAGGGAACAGGAAGUAGAGGAAGUGGACGAAGAGGAGGAGGAAGGGGAUGAGGACGGGGAUGAUGAAGAAGAAGAAGAGUGCUCGGAUGACAAUGACGAAGCAGGAGAGGAAGAAGAAGACGAGGUAGAUGGAGAGGUGGAGAGAGGGGAGGGAGAGGAGAUCGAGCAAAUGGAGGAAGAGGUAGAAGAGGAUGAGGAAGUGGUGGAGGAGGAUGGGGAUGAUGAAGAGCAGGAAGACGACGAAGAUGAGGACGAUGAAGAUGAGCACGAGGAAGAGGAAUACUAUGAAAAUCAGAGUCAUCCGCAAGAUGACAACUAUUCCUGUGGUGGACAAUCAAAAUCCAAUCAAACAGUUGAAAAGGACAAUAACAAUAACAACAGCAUGAACAAUGAGGAGUAUGAGAAUUACGACGAGCUGGUGGCCAAGUCCCUCCUCAACCUGGGUAAAAUCGCAGAGGAUGCCGCCUACCAGGCCAUGACCGAGUCCGAGAUGAACAGCAAUUCCUCAAACAGCGCAGGCGAGGAUGACGACGAGGACGAGGAUGAUGGGAGCGAACAAGGAGGCCAAAAGGGAGAGUUGAGCGUCGACUUGGAUAGCGAUGUGGUACGCGAGACCGUGGACUCCCUGAAGCUUCUGGCCCAGGGACAUGGGGCCGUGCUUCCCGACGAGGGAUACGCGGACGGCGGGUCUGGGGAUACUUGCCCAGCCGGCCACGCUAACGGGCGGGGCCACCCGGAAGAGAGCGAGGAGGAAGUGUGCCUCAGCAGCCUGGAGUGUCUACGAAACCAGUGCUUCGACUUGGCCCGCAAACUUAGCGAGACCCAAACGUCCGAGCGGCCCGUGACAGAGCACCAAGGUCACCAGGCCAUGCUGCACCAUGUUGAGCAGCAGCAUCUGCAUCCACAUCAGCCUCCAAUGCAUCACAUGCCCAGGUAUGACAGUUGCCAGAUGGACCAGCACAGACCCCUUGAGAGGAACUACUCAGACAUGGUCAAUCUGAUGAAACUGGAGGAGCAGCUUAGCCCCGCUUCGAGAGGCUACCCAUCUAGCUGCGCUCAGGAAGGGGAUGAGGACACCACAUCAGUGGCUUCCGAACGCUCAGACGAAGCUUUCGACAUGACUAAAGGCAACCUGUCCCUGCUGGAAAAGGCCAUUGCUCUGGAAUCCGAGCGUGCCAAGGUUAUGCGAGACAGAAUGGCAUCGGAACAGAUGGUGGCUCGGAGGGACAAUCAGCGUCUUCAUGGAGAGCACAGCCCAAGGCAGAGCAGCAGUGCAGAAGAACGCAAAGCCCGACUCCAUCACGAUGGUGCAAAAAGAGCAUAUUACCCUAAAGACUCAAGGGGAGAGAAAAAAGAAAGCAAGUGUCCGACUCCGGGUUGUGAUGGCACGGGCCACGUCACGGGGCUGUACCCGCACCAUCGAAGCUUGUCCGGCUGCCCCCACAAAGACCGCGUGCCACCAGAAAUUCUUGCUAUGUAUGAGAAUGUUCUAAAGUGCCCCACGCCUGGCUGCUCGGGACGCGGCCAUGUAAAUAGCAACAGGAACUCCCACCGCAGUCUCUCGGGAUGCCCCAUAGCCGCCGCUGAGAAGAUGGCGAAGGUUCAGGAGAAACAUCUCCCCUGCGAGAGCUCCAAGUCCAACCAGGCAUCAGACCGAGUCUUGAGGCCCAUGUGCUUCGUGAAACAGCUGGAGAUCCCACAGUAUGGGUACAAAAAUAACGUCCCAACUAGCACUCCACGAUCCAACCUGGCCAAGGAGCUGGAGAAGUACUCCAAGGCCAGCUUCGACUACAGCACCAGUUAUGACAACCAACCUCAUGCAUACGGCAAGAGGUCCCUCACUCCAAAGAGCCAUGGGCGGGACACCUCCCCCAAAGGAUAUGAUGCCAAGCGCUACUGUAAGACCUCCAGCCCAGCCAGCAGCACCACGAGCAGCUACGCUCCCAGCAGCAGCAGCAGUCUGAGCUGUGGAGGAGGGGGAGGAGGAGGAGGAGGGGGAGGAGGAGGAAGCAGCGCCAGCAGCACCUGCAGCAAGAGCAGCUUCGACUACACACACGACAUGGAAGCCGCCCACAUGGCUGCCACCGCCAUCCUCAACCUGUCCACGCGCUGCAGAGAGAUGCCCCAGAGCCUCACCGGGAAAGGCCCGGAGCUCCUGGCACAGAGCCCUGAUGACAGAGAUGGGGAUGAAAACGGAACCCUGGAUCUGAGCCGGGCUGGAGGGAUGGGGGAGGGCAGUGGGGGUACAGUGCUGACCCCCCUGCAGCCCAUGUCGCCCCAGCGGCAGGCCUUGCUCAACAGCCACUGCUACCAGAUGAGCACAGCAGAGUGCUGGGACCUGCCUGUGGACUACACCAAGAUUAAACGCCUGGACGAGGACCACAAGGAGGAUGACCUGGACCCCUUUCAGGAUCUAUUAGAAGAGCAGCAGUAUUCAGGAGACGUGUCCCUCCCCAGUCCCAAACACAAAUUUGCUCCCUGCAAGGAGAGCAAGAAGGAGCUCCUCACGCUAUCAAGCUGCCAACUGGCUGACAAGGGCAUGCGUGGUAUGAUGACAUCUAACUCCCAGGAUCUGAAGUGUCCUACUCCUGGCUGUGAUGGCUCUGGGCAUAUCACAGGCAACUAUGCCUCACAUAGAAGUCUGUCAGGUUGUCCCCGGGCAAAGAAGAGUGGUAUUAAAAUAAUGCACAGUAAGGAGGACAAGGAUGACCAGGAGCCAAUCAGGUGUCCUGUGCCAGGCUGUGAUGGCCAGGGUCAUGUGACUGGGAAGUAUGCAUCCCACCGCAGUGCAUCCGGCUGCCCGCUGGCCGCCAAGCGUCAGAAAGACGGUUAUGUGAACGGAGCGCCUUUCUCCUGGAAGUCUGGCAAGACAGACGGCAUGACCUGCCCCACCCCAGGCUGCGAUGGCUCUGGCCACGUCAGUGGCAGCUUCCUCACCCACCGGAGUCUGUCUGGCUGUCCCCGUGCCACAUCUGCUAUGAAGAAAGCGAGGAUGACAGGGGUUGAAAUGCUCACAAUCAAGCAGAGAGCAAGUAAAGGCAUAGAAAAUGAUGAAGAGAUUAAACAACUGGAUGAGGAAAUCAAAGACCUGAACGAAUCAAACAAUCAAGUAGAGUCAGACAUGAUCAAAUUAAGAACUCAAAUCACCACCAUGGAGACUAACCUGAAGUCCAUCGAGGAGGAAAACAAGGUUAUAGAGCAGCAGAAUGACUCGCUACUGCAUGAGCUCGCCAACCUCAGCCAGUCCCUCAUCAACAGUCUCGCUAACAUCCAGCUCCCUCAUAUGAAACCGGUGCCACUGAAAGAGGCCCCUGUUAAAAAUUACUGCUGUUUACAGAUGCCCCACAGAGAGCCGAUGAACGAGCAAAACUUUGACACUUAUGUGAGCACUUUGACAGAUAUGUAUACUCACCAGGACCAGUACCAGAGUCCGGAGAACAAGGCCCUUUUGGAGAACAUAAAGCAAGCGGUUCAAGGCAUCCAAGUGUAGCUUUUGCGAUUGGCUAUUGGCCGAGUCACGGGGUCGUGUGAUGAGAGCGUUAAGAAUCGAUAAGAAACAAAAGAAACCCGUUAUGUAAAAAGUAUGGAUAACUAGUAUGAUUUUUUUGCUGCUGUAAUUUAUUGUAUUAUUUGGCAUUAUUUAUGAUUCCGUUAUGCUUUUGACACAAAAAAAAAUACAUAACUUAUUUGUUGCCUUGCUUUAAGACGACAACUACCAAUGGCAAAUGUUUUGAGGAACAUUCAUGUUUUGUACAUUUUUCAUAUGACCUGACAUAAUGUGAUGUACUGUUUAUAGCUGCUAAUGUAUGCACAUUUUAUAGUGUAUAUGUAUUUAUUAAUUGUAAACAAAAACCAUCCAUUAUUUUAAAUCUAAAGAGGUGCAGAGGGGAUACACUGAGGGAAUGUAAGGGCAAUCAGCUUUGAUCUGAGCUUCUCUUUAUGGGACUAAUGGGAACUAAUGUGCUGUGCAGGCUGUUCAAUGGGUGUACAGUGGUACAUUUUUGUGGUUCGAUUUUGGGUACAUUUUGUAACAAUAUUGAGAAACGUCUUUUGGUUUCGGAAUCAUAUUUAUAGUGGUCAGUGUGGGCACUCUAAUGCAGUAUGUUUAUUGUUUCGCUUGUUUUAGUUUUUUUUUUUCUUCGUUUUAAUUCCCAAAAUAGAUGGAAAAAUAGAAAAAAAAAAUCUUGUGAAAGCAAACAUCAUGACACGGAAACUCACUGGUGUAAAUCCCAAGAAAUAUUUCAUAACUUCUCAAAUAUUUUCAAAGUCUGUUCUCGAAAUGUAACGCCCGGCGGCUUGAGGCCAAUAACUACAGAAAAUUUCAAGGAGACAAUCCAACAUGAAUUAUUAAUUUAAUGAUCGUAAAAUGUUAGUGGUAGUAUGAUAGGAUAUCAGCAAUAUAUGACAACGAAUCAAUCAUUUAUUUAGAUAUGGGAUGCAAAAGUUUGGGUAUAUGCAAUUUCUUAUUCUUACCAUAGUAGUCGAAAGCUGAUGAAUCUUUUUACUAAAUGUAAAGUAUUAAGUUUUAUAUAAAUCUUUUAAUACAGUCAUGUUUUAGGGUUUAAACAUGGGUGAUCAAGUCCAAAAGGAUGAAUGCAUUAUGAUUUAACAUUUCUCAUGUUCGAUUUUGCACAGGGACACCUUUGUUUCCAUGUUUUGGUGUUUUUAUUUGUUUCAGGAGACCAAGGAGGUGCCCAGAUGUUUGAAUUGUGGGAAGUUUGUUUAUUUUCUUUUCUUUGAAGAAAGUAAAUCUGUGUAUGAAUGUUAGUUUACCAGUGUGCUGGAUAUACAGGGUUAAUGUCACCAUCCAUACGUCAUUGUGUCAUAGUAAUGGAGCACUUGUCUUGUAGAUUUUGUCCAAGCAAUCAUGUAGAGAAUCAUCUGGUCACGAGUGCACAACAAAUACAACUAUGUCAGCAAUGCAACUCCAAUCAGUUAUACACAGUAUUAUGAGAGGUCAGCUUGCCUUCUGUGGUUACCUGCGAUUCACUUUCAUUGAUUCUUUUUUUUUUUUUUUUUACAUUCAUGAGAAAUCAGCGGCACUUUAAGCUCUACAAAUAAAGGAAAUUGAAGCAGGAUGCUUUUAAUUUUUGAUAAAUAAACGAUGAAGCGACGGUAGCGUGUGAGGGUUGUUUACUGAAUAUUACUCUAUCAUAUCUUAAGGACAUAUGUACAGUUAUAGUAUGGGAACCCCACGUCCGUCUUCAUUUAGGCAAAGCCCAUUGAAAGCAUCAAGCAAAGCCAGAAAUUGGGAUGAUUUUCAGUGGUGGGUUUUAAAGUUAUUUGUAUUUAUCGAGCAUGAGUCAAAGCUGUCACAGUGAUUUUUAGUGUGAAAUGACUCUGGUUGAUGCUGAACGUCUACGUGGGACAUUGUUUCGGAAAAUCUAUAAUUUUUCUAUUAGCGAGAAGACUAGCAUUGUGUUUUCCGAGAGCUCAUGCAAAAGGUGCUAGUAACUCUUAUUUAUCAUUCUGUAAUAUCCAGGCAUCUCCCCAACCACAGCACAUUUCUCUCUCCGAAAGCUUUGUGUAUGCAGCUAAUUUCCAAGAUAGUAAUGCUUUUAACACACUGAUAUCAAAAUACAAUAUCCUCUCAUCCACUAUCAUAACUGAUUUGACAGGAAUGGGGAUUUUAAGCACAAUUCCGCUGCUCAUUUUCAGUUGGCACAUUGUACUUCAAAAGGUUAUCUGUGACUAUUUAAAUAGAAACUAUCUAUGGUGUCACAUGCUUGAAUGCAGAAUACUUUUCUUAUUAAUAAUUGUGAAAUCAUCAGGUUACAAGUUUCCAUUUCAAAUGGAUUUUAAUUAACCAUUUUAAACCAGGAUUUUUCUAUUAAAAAAUAAAGAAGCAUAGCUUUCUUAAUGUCUCUUGCUCUCUUCCUCUAUCCAGCUCUUUAGCUAUCUUUUUCUCUCUUAUUUUCAUUUUCAACCACAUGGCAUGAUUUCUGUUGGUAUGAUACUUUUUUUGCUCUAAGUGUUUAAGAUCACAAGUUGCAGUGAUAUUUCAUUUUGAAAUUGUGAACUUUGUACAAUUUUUAUCAUGCUGGUGUUGACAUCUCUUACUCAAUAAAAAUUGUGUUGCCACAUUA